CGCGAGGGGUCCGAGGGGGUGAAAAACCAGCUGCAGUGAAUAGACGUGGGCUACGUGAGAUGCGCAGUUGUGGCUUUGGCACUAUGCGAGCGUAUUCUUGACUUUCAAGGGGGGAAAAUACGUAAAAAAUCGCGAUUAAGGGACUGUUUUGGGAAGUUGGGCUUGCCCGUUGGGCACUCGCGGCCCAAGAUUCCACAGAGAUGUCGAUUAGGACACUAGCACAGCGUAUUGUCCAAAAUGGUAAAAUUAUUCUUCGAUCGCUUCGUAAUAACGAGCACUAUUCAUCCUAUACAAGAGGUCAACUCGACAAGAUACACGUUGUGCAAGUAGGAAAAUCCCUGGGCCCGCUGCCUCAGGGUGGCAGCAGCGCAGUUGCAGCGUCGAGCACAAAUCUUGGGUACCUUGGAGCUCAGGCACGCCGGCUGUUUGUUGACAAUAUCCUCAAGAGAGUCACCAACAGUCUUGCAGCGGACUUGAGGAGACGAGCAGCUCGCAGGCUACUUUAUGGAGAUUCAGCACCGUUUUUCGCACUUGUCGGGGUGUCACUGGCCUCUGGCACCGGUAUUUUGACUAAGGAGGAUGAACUCGAGGGGGUUUGCUGGGAAAUCAGGGAGGCAGUGUCAAAGCUGCAGUGGACAAAGCCGCAUAACGACCGAAACUACGAAUCGACCUCAACCACCGAGGACUCCCCGAGCCUGAAGAACUUCGUGAUCGGUCCCCCGAUCGCCAAAGGCUGUUCAGCCGUGGUCUACGCCGCAAAAUUCAAAGAGCCCACCCCAGACUGCUCCCCCGACCCCAUAAUCGACAGAACCAGCACCGACCCCACCCCCUUCCCCUACGCCCUGAAGAUGAUGUUCAACUACGACGCAGAGUCCAACGCCCUGACGAUCCUCCGAGCGAUGUACCGAGAGACAGUGCCUGCCAGGAGGUACCACGCCCACGACGAAGUUGCUAUUUGGGAGCAGAGAAUGGCUGAGAACAAGAGGACACUGCCAGCUCAUCCGAACAUCGUCGCCAUGUACUACGUCUUCGCCGAUCGAGUGCCCCUGCUGCCAGGCUCCAGCAGGAUGUACCCUGACGCCCUUCCAGCCCGCCUGAACCCCGAGGGCUCCGGCAGAAACAUGAGCCUGUUCCUGUUAAUGAAACGUUACGACGUGACGUUGAAGCAAUACCUGAAGAGCAAGAAGGAACGAGAGGGGAUUAACAUCAGGGAAUCGAUUCUCCUACUGGCGCAACUUCUCGAGGGAGUUGCCCACAUGAACGCCCAUGGGAUAGCCCACAGGGACCUGAAGACAGACAACAUACUGCUGGACACCUCCGAAGAAGCCAAUUGUCCGUCCCUCGUUGUCACUGACUUCGGCUGCUGUCUCGCUGACAAACACCACGGAUUGUACCUCCCCUACAGCUCGCACGAUGUCGACAGGGGUGGAAACUCUGCUCUGAUGGCACCUGAGGUCAUCACUGCUGAGCCUGGACCAUUCACCAGCAUCAACUACACCAAGGCUGAUCUCUGGACUGUGGGGACCAUUGCCUAUGAAUUGUUCGGGGGGAGGAAUCCCUUCUAUGGGGGACAGGGGGAGAAGCCUAUGCUCAAUAAUUUUCAUUAUGGGGAUGAACAGCUGCCCGAGAUGGGGGGAGACGUGCCCAGUGUCGUUCGGGAGCUGGUUAAGGGCAUGCUGAGCAGAAGUGUUCAUAAGCGCCUCAGCGUCGAAAUGGCAGCAACCAUUAUGCAAUUGUACUUGUGGGCCCCUAGCUCAUGGCUUCGCAGGUACAGUAAAUCGCCAUCGAGCAGUGAGAUAAUUCAAUGGUUGCUCUGCCUAACAACCAAAGUUCUCUGCGAAGGUCGUGACAUAAACCUCCCCUCACCAGCAGAAUCCCCCACGAGCGAAAUAAAAAAGCCGAAUUUGCGGAAUUACCAGAGAACGCUGUCCACUCGUUCCUGCGGAAGACGUACGAUGCCGGAGUAUCAGCUCAUCGCCAGCUUCCUCACCAGAGUGAGUCUUCUGAACGUUCGUGAUGGCUUCAGGUGGAUCCACAAAAAUGCGUCACACGCGGUUGUAUAGGAAGUGUAGACUCAGUCAAAAAGAUAAUUUAGUAAAUUUAUAGUCAGUGAUGGGAGAAUUUUCUGAACGUGAUGCGAUGAAGAAAUCAUUUGAGACUUAAUUAUGAGAAGGAAGAAUCAAAAAAUUCGGGGCAUCAUUGCCAUGAAAUUCUUUAUUGAACUUUUAUGAGACCUUUGGGAAUCGUACCUAUUGCUGAAGAAAUUAUUUCCAGUUAUAUUUUUGAUACUCUUAGGAACACAAAAAAAUCCUCAAUGUAUCCCACAUCAAAGCUGGUAAAACCAAAUGAUAGAGGACUUGAGGGAAGAACAUUGAAUGGAUACUGAUUUUUUUGUGUUCCAAAGAUACUUACAGGAGAAUUUUAUUAAAUUUACUUACUAAUAAUCAACGUCUCUUCUUCAUUCUACAUUUAUCAAAGAAUCAAUUACCGAUUAUUAUUUUAGUUUUUAUCGUUUGCAGUAUUGGUUCAAUCGAGAGAGAUUAGUUGUAAAAAAAGAUUGAUGUUUGGUGCACAUAACACUCGUGCACAUUUCAUUCUGCAUGCUUUCGCUAAAGAAAGGAUUGUUCUGGAGUCAAUACAUGAAGUCUAGUGUAUGUAAAUAAUGUUAAAGUUGAGGAUAUCGUAUAUUAAAUUUAUUUAAAAAAUCCAAA
Molecule: messenger RNA, 2711 nt
Organism: Diachasma alloeum
Lineage: Eukaryota; Metazoa; Arthropoda; Insecta; Hymenoptera; Braconidae
Gene: Pink1
Product: serine/threonine-protein kinase PINK1, mitochondrial
Exons: 5
Coding region: 201-2063 (620 amino acids)
Biological process (GO): protein phosphorylation; autophagy of mitochondrion; regulation of apoptotic process
Cellular component (GO): mitochondrion
Molecular function (GO): protein serine/threonine kinase activity; ATP binding
Source: RefSeq, a predicted model, not a curated record